This is a messenger RNA of Penicillium macrosclerotiorum, 522 nucleotides long. RefSeq lists its product as uncharacterized. NCBI's taxonomy places the organism in Eukaryota, Fungi, Ascomycota, Eurotiomycetes, Eurotiales, Aspergillaceae. The transcript has a single exon. The record is from RefSeq and is a predicted model, not a curated record. Bases 1 to 522 code for a protein of 173 amino acids.
AUGAGUCUGCAUGGGCUCGGGGUGAUUGGGGCCCAGGUGGCCGCGUCCAUCAAGAGUAACGAUGAGAAACACUCUUCGACACCAAGAAUCCAGUCGCCGCCGACGUCAGUUCAAUCGACUCCCUCGAUGCACGAAGCCCGGACGCACGAAUUUGACCCGUCGAUCGGAGCUAAGCCAUAUUCGCCGUUCUAUCGCCAUAGCUCGCCAACCAUCUCAUAUGAGCAGCUGACUUUCGAGACUAAGAACGCCAGCCGCGAACGAAGUGGCCUGCGGGAUAUUGAAAAUGCCGGCCCCUAUGCGACAAUGCGAAACGACAGUCCUCGACGAUCGAAGCUCUGGGAAGCACAGAACCCGCCACGCUCUUGCAUGCAGUCAUUGAGUACGAGACAGCGGAUGGCGCUGAAGGCUGUGGUUGCGAUCGUGACGGUCGGAACCAUGAUCGCGAUCGCGUUGGGCAUCACAGCUGCAGUAGGAGGAGCGGCUUGGAGAGACAGUGCUGAGCAGACCGCGUUGGGGGGAUGA